UCCUCCUCCAUCCCUCCCUCUCUCGCGGCGCUGCGAUCACGGCAUGGCGUCGAGCUUACCGGCACCGAGACCUGGUCUCUUGUCACACGACGUUAGCGGGCGCCGGCGUCGGGUGUCGGCCAAGUCUGUCGCCGCAUCCACCGUGGCGAUGCGGCCUGCAGGCGCCGUGGCCGCGCCUAGCGUUGGGAUCAAGCAGUACACGGCGGUCGCCGCCGCUCCCAGCAGGCCCGCGCUCGCUAGUAUGUGGAGGGAGAUCCAAGGCGCCGACGACUGGGAGGACCUCGUGGAGCCCCUCAAUCCCUUGCUGCGCGACGAGAUCGUGCGGUAUGGCGAGCUCGUCGUCGCAUGCUACAAGGCCUUCGACCUCGACCCCGCCUCGCGGCGCUACCUGAACUGCAAGUACGGGAAGCGGAGCAUGCUACGGGAGGUGGGCAUGGUGGAUUCCGGCUAUGAGAUCACCAAGUACGUGUAUGCGACGCCGGACAUCAGCAUCCCGACGCAGAGCGGUACCUGCUGCAGCCGGUGGAUCGGGUACGUCGCAGUGCCGUCCGACGAGGCGGUGCGGCGUCUGGGGCGAAGGGAUAUUCUGAUCUCCUUCCGAGGGACAGUCACCAACACCGAGUGGAUCGCUAACUUCAUGAGCUCGCUCACCCAGGCGCGGUUGGACCCCCACGACCCCCGCCCCGACGUCAAGGUCGAGUCCGGCUUCCUCAGCCUCUACACCUCCGACGACAGCAGCAGCAAGUUUAGCAGCGGCAGCUGCAGGGAGCAGCUGCUCUCCGAGGUCUCGCGGCUCAUCCACAAGUACAAAGACGAGGAGCUGAGCAUUACAUUGGCCGGGCACAGCAUGGGGAGCUCCCUGGCUCUCCUCCUUGGGUACGAUCUCGCGGAGCUCGGCCUGAACCGGGACGGACUGCGGCAGGAGGUGCCCAUCACGGUGUACUCCUUCGGAGGCCCGAGGGUGGGGAACUCGGGAUUCAAGGAUCGGUGCGAGGAGCUCGGGGUGAAGGUCCUGAGGGUGGUGAACGUCAACGACCCCGUCACCAAGCUCCCGGGAGUGUUUCUCAACGAGAACUUCAAGGUGUUGGCGGAGAGAUACGAGCUGCCAUGGAGCAGCUCAUGUUACGCUCAUGUAGGGGUUGAGCUAGCACUGGACUUCUUCAAGAUGGAGAACCCUGUGUGCGUCCAUGACUUGGAUGCUUACAUAGGGCUGUUGAAGUGCCCAAAGGUGGCGCAAGUGAAGAAGAAUGGCGCUGAUCUCCUCAGCAAGGCAAGGCGGUUUCUAAGCGAACAAAGCUUCGACACAUGGCGAUGGCAGGACGCAGCCAUGCAGGUGGGCAACCUGGUGCAAUCCUUAAGAAUCUGAGGCCUGGAGGGACCAUGAAUCCAUAUAGAGAAGAUGACACUCUAACCCUAGAAUAUUUGAUAGGAUUAGGAGGCGUAUAUAGAUUACACACACACAUUCUUUGAUAUGUUGUAUAUUCUGUAGUUUUUUGAUAGACAGAAUGGG
Molecule: messenger RNA, 1510 nt
Organism: Musa acuminata AAA Group (dessert banana)
Lineage: Eukaryota; Viridiplantae; Streptophyta; Magnoliopsida; Zingiberales; Musaceae
Product: galactolipase DONGLE, chloroplastic-like
Exons: 1
Coding region: 44-1366 (440 amino acids)
Biological process (GO): lipid metabolic process
Cellular component (GO): chloroplast
Molecular function (GO): glycerophospholipid phospholipase A1 activity
Source: RefSeq, a predicted model, not a curated record